GCCCGCGCGCGCGUUUGUCUCAGGGCUCCGGCACCGGCGCGGCGAUGGCUGCAAGCUCUCUCCUGUCCACUUUGGCCGCUCGGCUGCUGAGGCCGACGCACAGCUGCUAUCUUCGCCGUCGCCCUUUCCAUCUCUCCACAGCUCGAAAUGAAGCUGUAGUCAUUUCUGGAAGGAAACUGGCCCAGCAGAUCAAACAGGAGGUGCGGCAGGAGGUGGAAGAGUGGGUGGCCGCAGGCAACAAGCGGCCACACCUAAGCGUGGUACUGGUUGGCGAGAAUCCUGCAAGUCACUCGUAUGUUCUCAACAAAACCAGGGCGGCUGCAGAUGUGGGAAUCAACAGCGAGACCAUUGUGAAACCAGCUUCAAUUUCAGAGGAAGAGCUGUUGAAUUUGAUCAAUAAGCUCAAUAAUGAUGAAAAUGUAGAUGGCCUCCUUGUUCAGCUGCCUCUCCCAGAGCAUAUUGAUGAGAGGAGGAUCUGCAAUGCUGUUUCUCCAGACAAGGACGUUGAUGGCUUUCAUGUAAUUAAUGUGGGGCGAAUGUGUUUGGACCAGUAUUCCAUGUUGCCAGCUACCCCAUGGGGUGUAUGGGAAAUAAUUAAGCGAACUGGCAUUCCCACCCUAGGAAAGAAUGUGGUGGUGGCUGGAAGGUCAAAAAAUGUUGGAAUGCCCAUUGCAAUGUUACUGCACACAGACGGGGCGCACGAACGUCCUGGAGGCGAUGCCACUGUUACAAUAUCACAUCGCUACACUCCUAAAGAACAACUGAAGAAGCACACAAUUCUUGCAGAUAUUGUAGUAUCUGCCGCAGGUAUUCCGAAUCUGAUCACAGCAGAUAUGAUCAAGGAGGGAGCAGCAGUCAUCGAUGUAGGAAUAAACAGAAUUCAAGAUCCUAUCACGUCUAAGCCCAAGUUGGUUGGAGAUGUGGAUUUUGAAGAAGUCAAGAAGAAAGCCAGUUACAUCACUCCAGUCCCUGGGGGCGUCGGUCCCAUGACAGUGGCCAUGCUAAUGAAGAAUACAGUUAUUGCUGCAAAAAAAGUGCUGAGGUCCGAAGAGCGGGAAGUGCUGAAGUCUAAAGAGCUUGGAGUAGCCACCAAUUAACUGUCUGUCUGCCGUGCCAUGAACAGUACUUCAAGCCAGCCAGGAAGCAAAGCAGGCCAAUAGAAAUGCAAGACUUUUAUUUAUUCUGCUGAAAUGGUUUUAAAUAUGCUUCGUAUUUAUUGAACGCUUAAGUGGGUGGUUGUGUGUGCACAUGGCUUUUCGGGAUUCACCAGGAGCACUCCGGGCUCAUGCUGGGUCAUGUGAUCCAGCAGAGAGAAGCCAUUAACUUACUGAUUAACAUGGGAGACACUGUCACAUUGAGAAUGGAUGCAUAACUUCAUCAAGCCACUUAAGUUAAAAAUUUGCCUUUUCUAGAAUUGCAUUUCCCAAGUGCUAUUCCAAUAAGAGUUGAUACUCAUUUUAGGUUCUGAGCCUUAUGAGAUCAGCUGGUCAAACCAAAGGAAAAAUGUUGCUAGAGAAAACCAGGAAAAAGGUGAAAAGGAAGAAAUGGUGGUAAUUACGUAGAGGAAGAAAACUAACUUCUGUACAUACUGAUUGGUAACCAAGUUUAUCUGAAAAGAACGGAAUUGGCUGAGGAAAAAGGAAAAACUACAUGUUACUGGUUGUCUUUUUGUGGCUUAGUCAUUGGGGAAAUGUUCAGGGUCGUUCCAUUUGCUGCUGCUCCCAUUUUGUGUAUGUUACCUUUCAGUGAGUUCUCCCCAUUUUAGUUUUCUAGGAUUGAAAGGCUUGUUUUGUAAAUUAUUUGUGUGUAUUGUCGUAUUUGGCUUUUGCUACAUCCUUAAACUUCAUUGUUUAGUUUUUGUAUUGUUAGGGGUGUCUGUGUGGUUUCUUCGGCAUACCUGGAAACCUAUUUUUGAAAAACAAAACUUGGGCUUGAUAAUCAUUAGGGCAGCUUGUAUAAUAAGUGUGCAACUUAUUUUUCCACCAAAGAAUUGUCAGCAGCUGCCUGCUUUUUUCUUUUCGUGUACCCUGUUGGCUUUCCUGAAAGAUUUUUAAGAGCGUGAGUUAAUAUUGAAUUUAAUUAGACUUUCUGAUAAAGGGUUGUUUUUUGGUUUUGUUUUUUAAAUAAAACAUAUCUGUCUGGUGUGAAAUGA
Molecule: messenger RNA, 2152 nt
Organism: Chinchilla lanigera (long-tailed chinchilla)
Lineage: Eukaryota; Metazoa; Chordata; Mammalia; Rodentia; Chinchillidae
Gene: Mthfd2
Product: methylenetetrahydrofolate dehydrogenase (NADP+ dependent) 2, methenyltetrahydrofolate cyclohydrolase
Exons: 8
Coding region: 45-1097 (350 amino acids)
Biological process (GO): tetrahydrofolate interconversion
Cellular component (GO): mitochondrion
Molecular function (GO): methenyltetrahydrofolate cyclohydrolase activity; methylenetetrahydrofolate dehydrogenase (NADP+) activity; methylenetetrahydrofolate dehydrogenase (NAD+) activity
Source: RefSeq, a predicted model, not a curated record